This is a messenger RNA of Phragmites australis (common reed), 1321 nucleotides long. RefSeq lists its product as uncharacterized. The record is from RefSeq and is a predicted model, not a curated record. The transcript is spliced from 8 exons. The coding region runs from base 103 to 1134 and encodes 343 amino acids. Lineage: Eukaryota; Viridiplantae; Streptophyta; Magnoliopsida; Poales; Poaceae.
GACACGUGUCCCACGGCGUGAUCUCACCGUUUUCAUCGCGUCGUCAUCGACUGGUCGACCCGAAAGACGAAAGGAAGCUAAACCCUCGCCGCCGCCGCCGCCAUGGCUGACGAGCUCGACGAACUCAUCGACUUCCUCGCCGACCGCAACCCCCAGGUGCGGGGCGCGGCUGUGGACAUCGUGCGGGGGCUGACCGGCGGGGAGGACGGCCUGCGCGCCCUCACAGCGCGGGCCGACCGCGCUCUGCCGGCGCUGCUCCGGCUGCUGGCCUCCGCGGGCGGCAGUGGCGCGGGCGAGGCCGCGGCGGACUCGCUCGUCAACCUCAGUCAGGACGCCGGCCUCGCCGCGCGCCUCGUCGCGCUAGGAGGCGUCGCGGCCGCCAUGGACGUGAUGUCCAAGCGCGGCGGCGAGCAGCCGGGCCUCGCGCGCAGCCUCGUCAUGCUGCUCGUCAACCUCACCCACGUCGAGUCCGGCGUCGCUGCGCUCCUCCAGGUUGGGGAUGAAAAGAUGCAAGGGUUGUAUGUUGUGAAGCUUGUGCGAUCAUUCUGUAGGUCGUCCAGUGAAUCUGAAGAACAAGAUACUUUUGAACAUGUUGCCUCCAUACUUGUCAACAUAUCUAAGGUUGAAGCUGGAAGGAGAAUAUUGAUGGAACCUAAGAGGAGUCUUUUGAAGCAGAUUAUUCGACAAUUUGAUUCAACAAACAAACUUAGAAAGAAAGGGGUUGCUGGCACUAUCCGCAACUGUUGCUUUGAGGCUGAUACCCAACUACAAAGUUUGCUUUCUUUAGCAGAAUAUCUUUGGCCAGCUCUAAUUUUGCCUGUAGCUGGAAAGAAGAUCUAUAGUGAAGAAGACAGAUCGAAAAUGCCUCUUGAACUUGCAAGUGUGCUCUCUCAUGAACGUGAAGCUGUUGAGGACUCGGAAAUUCGCCAACAGGCACUGGAGGCUAUUUAUAUGAUCGUAUUGCAGGAUGAUGGACGAAGAUCCUUUUGGUCGGUUAAUGGUCCACGGAUUCUGCAGGUUGGUUAUGAAGACGAAGAGGACCCAAAAGUGAUGGAAGCAUAUGAAUUAAUUGGUUCCCUGCUUGUUGGGAAGGGUGAAGUUGAACAGGAACAAGGAGAAGAGAAGCCUCAAUGACCCCACCCCGAAAAGAAACUGCGGUUGUAUUUUCAGUUAUUUAGAAAGCCAGCCCUCUGCCAUGUAGAAUACUACAAUAUUCUGACACUUGUUGCAACUGCAAAAGCUACACAGUGUUGCUUCUGUAACUGGCGCAUGUAUCUGUAUGAUGGAUAUGAAAAUUUUUGCGUUAUUGCUGUUUCUUUCA